AUGUUCCUGAGGGGUGUGAUCCGUGUGGACGUCAACAUUCAGACCAUCGACUUGGACCAGUGUGCGACCGGAGAUGGAUGGUUUGCAGACAGUCACCAGUGCAACCGCACCACCAUGGAGUGUGUUCCAACUCCAGGCCAAGGGUUUCGACUGGGUCAGUACUGCUGCAGAUGUAAAGAAGGUUACUACAACCCUGAGAUUCUCAUUCAAGACCUGGGCGUGGAUGCAGAUGGCGGCCCUGUGAACGGGAGCGAGGACGGCCGCGUGUGUUACCCGAACUUGCCCAUCUGUCUGCCGUGCUGGCCGGGCUGCAGGAGCUGUCGGGACGGGACCCCCUGCUGGGUUCAGGAGGCCUGGCUCCUCAGGGCCUCUGUGCUGGCCGUCCAGGGGGUCUUCAUGCUCCUCAUCUUCGUCAGCAUGCUGGUGGCCUACAGACAUCGGAGGAACAGGAGGAUCCGAGCGUCCGGCCUCCUGCUGCUGGAGACGAUCCUGUUCGGCUCUCUGCUCCUCUACUUCCCGGUGUUCAUCAUGUACUUCAAGCCGAGUACGUUCAGGUGUAUUCUGCUCCGAUGGGUCCGAAUGUUGGGCUUCUCCAUCGUCUACGGCACGGUCACCCUGAAGAUGUACAGGGUUCUGAAGGUGUUCCUCUCCCGUACCGCCCAGAGAGUUCCCUACAUGUCCAGCCUCCACCUGCUGAGGAUUCUUGGCGUGAUGCUGAUGACGGUCAGCUGGUUCCUCUGUGCGUGGACAGUCGGUGUCCUCCAGAACCGAGACAGGAACAUCCCCGUGUUCGUCACGACCAGCACAUCGGACGGCCAGGGGUUCAACCUGUGUUACCUGGACCGCUGGGACUACAUGAUGGCCGUGGCUGAGCUUCUGUUCCUGUGCUGGGGCAGCUCCCUGUGGACCGCCGUCAGGCCCGUUCCCUCGGCCUUCCAUGAACCUCGCUACAUGGGCAUCGCCAUCCACAACGAGCUGCUGCUCUCCACCAUGUUUCACCUGUUCAGGUUCACCUUUCCCUCUCUCCAUCCUGAUUGGAUGUUGCUGCUCUCCUUCACGCAUACCCACGUCACCAUCACUGUGACACUUGCCCUGCUCUUCAUUCCUAAGUUUCUGCACGUGUCCAAGCCAAGGAAGGAGGAGAUCGCAGCAGAGGUGUAUGAAGACGAAGUGGACUUGAGGCGAUCUGGCUCGUACCUUAACAGCAGCUUUCACUCAGCUUGGAGUGAGCCCAGUGUGGACCCGGAUGACUUUCGGGAUGAGCUGAAGAAGUUAUAUGCCCAGUUAGAAGUCCACAAGACCAAGAAGAUGGCGGCAAACAACCCUCAUCUGUCAAAGAAGCGAAGUUCUCGAUGUGCGUUGGGGAGAUCCAUUAUUAAACGGAUCGCCGAGAUCCCAGAAACCAUGAGCCGGCAGUGUAGCCGUGAUGAGAGAGAUGGAUCCUUCCACAGCAGAAGGUUAACUCAGACCGACUCUUACAGGAAGCCUCCAGAUACUGCCGGUAUUACUUACAAAAGUUCAAUUAAAUCACCGUCCGCAUCCUUGCGCAAGUCCCAAAGUGAUCAUCACUAUGUCCGGGAAAGGAACGCCUCCCUGCGAGAAUCCAUGUUAGAGGCCAAUUGCCAAAUGUUAGUGAAGAGAUUAUCCCAGCGUUCUGAGACCGACUCCUUGGAUAUUCCCAUGGGGGUUUGUAAAUCAGCCAGUGCCCAAAACCUGACAAUAGAUACCAAUCUCCUGCAUCCUGAUCACACCAGACUUCAUAAGUCCUGGAGUCUAACCUCCACUACAACCAACUCCAUAGAGCACAUUCCCAAGGUUAACAGAUCCAGCACAGUGCUGACCUUUUCCAGGCAGAGCAUGUCCAUCGGUGACCAGACAAGAAGUGCACUCCAGUCAGAGUCCUUUGACAAGGCCAAUGUCUGUCCUUGGGAGGUAGAAGAAGAACAAACAGGUGACAAGAACCAGAAGCAUGUCACCUACUCCAACUCGCAGGAUAUUGUAGAAAAAGGGCCAGCAUCUCCUCAGAGGCUCAUCUGUCCCUGGGACCAUGCACCCCCUGUAGAAAAGACCCCUUCAGUGGAAAAAGUAUCACAAGAUGAACCGACCAAAUCCGUCAAACAGCAACUCUCCGUGUCUGCAAGUGCACCAGGCACGCCAAGACCAAAGGUGACAAAAGAUCAACGUGUGUUCUCCUUCCGCACCCCCACCAGUAAGUGGCUCUCUGUUAAAUCUAUCGUGGGAUCUGUGGAUUCAGCAAGCAAGUCCAGAAAGGACGGGGUUUCAAGCAAAGAGGAUUCUGUCUCACAGCAUAGCCAUGAUAGCGCUUCUACCACACCGAGAUCAGGAGCAUCCAGUAGACGUCCGAGCACAGAAAAGAAGCAACUGCAGAAGAGAAGUAUGACAGCAACAGACGGGAAACCAUGCCUUGUGAAGCAAAAUGCCAUCAGGCUGUCAUCUGGGGAUUCUUCUGACAGAAGCCCAAGAAGGCUUGUGAUUGUAAAAUCUGCCGUCUACCCUUGGGACAUGGAUGACACGCAGAAAGACGGCAAUUAUGAAAAUGUGUUUUUGUCACGGCAGAACAGUAAGCGGAGUGUGAGUUCUUGGGAAACUAACAGCAGCUGUAGAACUCCGUCAACUCACAGAAGGGGAAGUAAUCGAAUCACACCGGUUCGUACUAUUUCUCAUGCAGAUGUGUGUCCAUGGGAGGAACCUGGUACUCUUAAGGAAGGAGAGGGACCAAGGAAGCAGCAGAGCAUCAAAGCGGAUGUCUGCCCUUGGGAUUCACAGGUAUCAGAACAAGCUAAUGUAUGUCCAUGGGAAUCUCAAGAGCAUGCGAAUGUGACAAGACAAGGAAGUGGUCGUGGUAAUGUGUGUCCUUGGGAAUCACAGGACAUUCCCGUUAUAUAUCAUACUCAUGUGUCCAAAGAUUCUAUGAAAGGUUCAGACGUAUGUCCCUGGGAGACAGGAGAGAGUCCUCAAGCUUCAAUAAAGGAAGAUAAUGAAUACGCUAACAUUUGUCCGUGGGAUCUUCAAGACAAGACUGAGGCUGUGUAUGAAAACCUCAAUCCUCUGGGGAGCAAGGGAUCAUUGGCAGUACCCCUACGACAGGAAGUUAUGAGACCUGACGUCUAUCCGAGUGCAUCACUUGAAAGUUUAAGUAAUGAGCAAGAACACCAUGCAAAAUCAACUCCCCUGCAUUUGGACAGACAAACAACCACUGCAGAAAGUUGUCCAUGGGAUUUCCCGCCCCCCCCUAAUCUCACAGAAACCAUUUGUCCAUGGGAAGAGGGGAGCACAGAGCCAACAAAUACAAACUCAGCUUCACAAAUGACUAUCAAAGUAGACAUUUGUCCCCCGGGACAACGAAAUGAACCAGACGUCUCACAAACAGGUGUCAUGCCUUCAGAGGCUGCCUCCAUGCAGACUGAUGGACAAGACGGCUCAAGAGGAAACAUUUGUCCCUGGGAAACCGGGGCCCCCCCCGAAAAAACGGAAGCAACAAAAAUGAUACCGAAGAAGCUAAAUUCUAAAGCAGAUGUUUGUCCAUGGGAGACAGAAGAACCGAAAGUUUUGAAGAAGCAAGACAGUUCUAAAGCAAAUGUGUGUCCAUGGGAGACAGAAGAACCAAAAGUUUUGACAAGGCAAGACAGUUCUAAAGCAAGUGUGUGUCCAUGGGAGACAGAAGAACCGAAGGUUUUGACAAGGCAAGACAGUUCUAAAGCAAAUGUGUGUCCAUGGGAAACAGAAGAACCGAAGGUUUUGAAGAAGCAAGACAGUGCUAAAGCAAAUGUGUGUCCAUGGGAGACAGAAGAACCAAAAGUUUUGACAAGGCAAGACAGUUCUAAAGCAAGUGUUUGUCCAUGGGAGACAGAAGAACCGAAAGUUUUGAAGAAGCAAGACAGUUCUAAAGCAAGUGUUUGUCCAUGGGAGACAGAAGAACCGAAGGUGUUGACAAGGCAAGACAGUUCCCGAGCAGGCGUAUGUCCAUGGGAGACUGGAGAACCAAAUGUUCUCAAAAAGCAGGACAGUGCUCGAGAGGAUGUUUGUCCAUGGGAGACGGACGAUUCAAAAGUCCUUAAAAAGCAGGACAGUGCUCGAGCCAGUGUUUGUCCAUGGGAGACAGAACAGCCAACAGUUCUCAUGAGGCAAGACAGUGCCCGGGCGGACGUGUGCCCAUGGGACACUGAGGAACCAGGACUUGUCAAAAAGCAGGACAGCUCUGGAGCUCCCUCGGAAUCUAAGGAUCCAGAAACCUCAACCAGAAGUGUAGGUGAAGAUCCCACUUAUGACCAAGAUCGCGUCUCUGAGGACCAGGUGGUGUUCUGUGAAGAAGAGAAUCCAGGAGAUAUCAGCACAGAGCAGCUCGAUGGGUCUAAAGAGAACUUAGCCCUGGGCCGUCGUGAUGCCUUGUGUCCCUGGGAGAUGGAAAGAAGCCGUUCUGGUUCGUUCACAGACAAUAACUCGGACGUUUUUACCUGGGAGCCGGAGAAUAUUCCUGAGGAGGAUGAAGAGGACGACGAUGCAGAGUUUGCUGCUGAGGCUCUGGUAUUCCCACCGGACUUGUGACCCCUCCAACCAAAUCAAGGGGAAUUCAACUUUCAUAUCCUACUUUGUGGUGCCCUAUCAAUGGUCAGAGGUUUGAAUGCCUUUACCCCAUGGGGAGGUUGGAGUGUAGGGUCAGCUCACAAAUGGCUUCCAUGUAGCUGGAAAAGCUAAAAGCCAUUUUAGAGGGACUCUUACUUGGACUAAUCAAAAACAGGACUUACGGGUGUGAUGAAAUGGUGACGAUAAGUUUUGAAGAACCGACUGAAGUGACAGAUUUGUUAAGUUCUCCAGUAAUGGACUAAAGACAUUUCUUGGCUGAUGACGGGCAUAUAAGGCAUUUAGAUGGCGUCCCUUUUCUUCCUGCGUCCAUCCCCCCGUUUAAAUAAAUGUGUUUUUGUGUCUUUUUAUAUUUCAAGGUGACAAUUCACAAAUAUGCCAUGUAGGUACAUCAUGUUUCACCCAUUGCCGGGGUAAAUAUGUUGCUAAACUUGGAUUUUACAAGUCUACAGUGCUUGCAAUCACAAGAUUCAGUCCAGGGACUUAGAAGAUGGAACUUUGAAGCUAAAUCUGCAUACACUGGCUGCCAGGACUACAACCGAUGUCUUUUAACUAUUAACGAUUGAUUAAACU
Messenger RNA from Notolabrus celidotus (New Zealand spotty), 5175 nucleotides. RefSeq names its product probable G-protein coupled receptor 179. The transcript has 13 exons. Gene Ontology annotation, biological process: G protein-coupled receptor signaling pathway. NCBI's taxonomy places the organism in Eukaryota, Metazoa, Chordata, Actinopteri, Labriformes, Labridae. The record is from RefSeq and is a predicted model, not a curated record. Bases 1 to 4566 code for a protein of 1521 amino acids. Gene Ontology annotation, molecular function: G protein-coupled receptor activity. Gene Ontology annotation, cellular component: membrane.